Messenger RNA from Cyprinus carpio (common carp), 468 nucleotides. Its product is annotated as ribonuclease H2 subunit C-like. NCBI's taxonomy places the organism in Eukaryota, Metazoa, Chordata, Actinopteri, Cypriniformes, Cyprinidae. Bases 1 to 270 code for a protein of 89 amino acids. Gene Ontology annotation, cellular component: ribonuclease H2 complex. The record is from RefSeq and is a predicted model, not a curated record. Gene Ontology annotation, biological process: RNA catabolic process. The transcript has 4 exons.
AUGAAAACAAAAACGACAGUGUCAUUCAGAGGUCGGGGGCUGAAGGGUCAGGAAUUGCAUUGCCCAAAUGGAUACACGGGCCUAGUGCUAAAAGAGGUCCAGAAGCCUGCAUCUGAUCAAGAGGACAGAGUAGUAGUGAAAGUUUCUUCAGUGUUUCAUAAUUUCACAUACUGGAAUCUGGAGACGCCUCCCACAUCCGAUGAUGGAGUUGUGAUGGCGAUGACAUGGCCUCAUCUAGCAGAGGCAAUGCAUGGACCAGUGGACGACUGAUAAUGGACAUUGUUUGUGGAGAUCUGCUUCUCAAGUACAUAGUUACAGUUAAACAAAUGUGAAAAUGAUUCUUUGUUGGAAGACAGUAUAAGUAACUUACUGUGUUGUGGUAGUAACCACCAUUUUUACCAAAUAUAUGUUAUAGAAUAUCACAAUGCAACAUGACUAACUAUUAAAAAGUCUUGUUUUAUCGGUUUA